AUGAGCAACUUGUUGGCAGUAGAGAAUAAGAAAGCUUUAGCUUUAUCUCUGGGAUUUGGAUUUGUUGCUUAUCAGACUUAUCGCUAUUUCCGUACAUGGAACAACAAAGAUCAUGAAUUCGUCCCCAUCGGAGUCAUCAAAGAACUAUAUAUUCACCCAGUGAAGUCUUGGAGUGGCAAAAGUGUCUUCUCACUCUAUUGCGAUAAAAUGGGUGUUGUGUGUGGAUCAUUGAGGGACAGAUACUUCCAAGUUGUCGAUGGAAACACGGGACUAUUUUAUACAGCUCGUCAGAAACCUAAAAUGGUUUUGAUAGAAGCUGACAUUAAGGAUAAUCUAUUAAUAGUCUCACUACCUGAUGGUAAAACAAGCUAUAUUGACUUGAAUGAAGUUAAGAAAAACAAAAAAAUCAUUCGAACAACUCUCUUUGAUAAAAAGAAGCAGGAUGGAUAUGACUGUGGAGAUGAGAUCAGUAAGCUUCUGUCGGAGUUUAUUGACGAGCCCAAUACUCGAUUGGUUGCCUAUGAUGAUCAUCUUUAUUCGGAGAGAACGAUGAUUUCAAAAAAAGAAUGGUGGAUGAAUAAUCCAGUUCCAAAUAGAAAAGAUGAAGUGGCUUAUGUUGAUUUCGCCCCUUAUCUCAUUAUGACUGAAGGUUCUUUGAAUGAUUUGAACACUCGUCUGGAGGAAAAAGUUACUCAUCAGCGGUUCCGACCAAACAUUGUUAUUGACAAAUGCCCAGCCUAUGAUGAGGAUAAAUGGGCUGAGUUGAAAAUAGGUGAUGUUCGCCUAGAAUGUUUCUGUCCAUGCACAAGAUGCGUUCUCACUACUGUUGAUCCAGAAACAGGAAUCAGAGAUAAGGAAAACCAACCAUUGAAAACUUUGAGAAGCUAUCGUAUAUCACCGGAAGGUUGCAUGCGAAAAGAAUUCAAAGACGACCCUAUCUUCGGAGUUAAUGCAGGAUUGGUUAAGCCUGGUUUCAUCCAUAUUGGGCAAGUUGUAUAUGCUCGUUAUAAGAAGUCCGUAUUCUGA
Molecule: messenger RNA, 1026 nt
Organism: Auanema sp. JU1783
Lineage: Eukaryota; Metazoa; Nematoda; Chromadorea; Rhabditida; Rhabditidae
Source: the annotation of a GenBank genome assembly